Molecule: messenger RNA, 1359 nt
Organism: Helianthus annuus (common sunflower)
Lineage: Eukaryota; Viridiplantae; Streptophyta; Magnoliopsida; Asterales; Asteraceae
Product: LRR receptor-like serine/threonine-protein kinase FLS2
Exons: 2
Coding region: 1-1359 (452 amino acids)
Molecular function (GO): protein binding
Source: RefSeq, a predicted model, not a curated record
AUGAGUGCCAAAUGGUUGCUUUUCUUGCGAUCAUUUCUCUUCGCCAUCCUGACACAUCUUGCAGCAUUUUCCACACCCAUUCACAAGGCACCAGCACUGAACGGCACCAACGUUGAUCGUCUAGCAUUGCUUGCUAUUAAAUCCAUGAUUAAAGGUGACCCACAAGGUCUCUUGACCUCAUGGAACCAAUCCAGCACUGAUUUCUGCCAAUGGCAGGGCGUUACAUGCAGCCCUCGCCACCAAAGAGUCACCCACUUGAACCUCUCAAACAGAGGCUUAAGUGGUUUGUUGUCUCCUUCCAUCGGAAAUCUAAGCUUUCUUAGGGAAAUUCGGUUUUCUAGCAACUCAUUUUCCGGUGCAAUUCCACCUGAAAUCGGACGUCUCUUUAGAUUACAAAAACUAAGUCUUCGUAACAACUCUUUCACAGGAAACAUUCCGGCCACCUUAAUGAAUUGCUCAAACCUCCAAGCCCUUAACUUGGGUAGCAAUAAUCUGGUCGGCAAGAUCCCCGAUUCGAUCGGUUCAUUUUCCAUGCUAAGCUUCCUCGCCCUUCACGAUAACAUUCUACAUGGCGGAAUUCCACCUGAAAUUGGCAGUCUUUUUAGAUUACAAGAACUAUGGCUUUAUCACAACUCUUUCACGGGAAACAUUCCGGCCACCAUAACGAAUUGCUCCAACCUCCAGAUCCUUCAGUUGGGUAACAAUAGUCUAACUGGCAAGAUCCCAGAUGGGAUUGGUUCAUUGUCCAUGCUAAGCAUCCUCGCCCUUUCCGACAACAUUCUAGAGGGCGGGAUUCCACCUGAAAUCGGGCGCCUAUUUCGAUUACAAGAACUAUAUCUUUUUAACAACUCUUUCAGGGGAAACAUUCCAGCCGCCAUAAUGAAUUGCUCCAACCUCCAAGUCCUUAAUUUGGGUCGCAAUAAUCUGGUCGGCAAGAUCCCAGAUGGGAUUGGUUCAUUGUCUAUGCUAACCCUCCUCUCCCUUCAUGACAACAUUCUACACGGCGGAAUUCCACCUGAAAUUUGUCGUCUCUAUAGACUACAAACAGUAUCUCUUUCUAACAACUCUUUCACUGGAAAUUUAUUGUCCAUCCCUCCUACACUUCAUAUGCUCGACUUAAGUUUUAAUAACUUUGGGGGGAAAUUACCUUCUCUCACAAACGGUUCGGCUUUAAGAUAUUUGGGACUAUCACAUAACUAUUUUGUUGGAUCAUUACAUAAUUUGGUUUGUUCCAAUGGGGUGAACGCGAUCGAGUCGGUUGAAUUGGGAUAUAAUCAGUUGUCGGGUGUUAUUCCGGAGUGUUGGGAGAAGAAGCUUACCUUCUUCCCUAAUGAAUCUGUCAUCCUUAAAGAUCCUUGA